AUGCAUCGCGUGCUCUUUCUCUUCCUCUUCUCCUUCAUCCUGGAAGGCAAGGCAGCUCGGCCAGCCCACAAGGCCAAUGAGACCUUGGGCACCUGCUGCUGCUUCCGGCCCGGUACAGGGGAGAAGCGGGUGUACACGGGGAAGACAUGCCCAAAGCGCCCCGACGGGUCCAAGGAUCAGAUGCCCCGUGGCUGUGCUAAGGGAGGGGUCGACACCGACACGCCUUGCCUUACACUUGAAGGCUCGUUAAGCGCUCCAAACGGUGUGCCGCAUCCUGAUGACCUGUACUGUGAGAACUACUUGAUUUUCACGUGCGGCGAACAUGAGAUCAGCAUUCCAGACGAGUGGAGAGAUUGCUACAUUGGGACCAGCAAGCUCCGGAAUGGCGGGGGCCCGGCUGUCGUGAAAUAUCACAAUCCUGUGACGGGCUGGCAGAUCUUGGGCCUGCUGCUCAUCUUCUCGGCCCUCUUCUACAAGUCGUUCAGGGCAAUGAUGGACGGGCCCAGCAAGGAAGAGAAGAAGCCGAUUCUGGCAGAUCCCGAACCUCAGGUUCGUGCUCCGCACUUUCAGGGCGACGCGAUGGACAAGAAAGCGAUUAUUGAGGACAUGAUCGCAGAGAAGAUACAGAAAGUGGAGGAGCUCACCGAAAAGAUUCAGCGCCAUCAGUACCGGCAGCAGCUGGAGCAAGCCGCGAAGGCGAAGCUGGCGAAGCAGAAGGAGCUAGAAAUGGCAGCCGUGCAGCAGGAACGAGCCGCAGCGCGCGCCGAGUCGCUGGCUGCCUUUGAGGCUCGCGUCAGCGCCGCCGAAAAGAAGCGGCGCGCGGCUGAGGCCGAGAUGGUGCGGAAGUUGCGGGAGCAGGAUGCAGAGCAGCAGGAGAAGGCCAAGCAGGCAGGAAUGGCUCCUUGUGUAGGUCUCAGGAAGUCCUCCUCCGCGGUGCUGUCACGGGUGAACGGUGAGGAGGCUUCAUUGGAGGAGCCGCGGCUCGACAAGGGCAGAAUGUGGGGAGAACAUAUGCUGCCCAAAAUCAAUCGUGACUACAUGGUCGAUUCAUCGAAUGAGCCAAGUGGAGCACAGUGGGUUUGUUUCGAACGGAAGCCGAGCUUGAACGCUGUCGCAUACGCGACCGACGUUUGGCGCAGCAUCGACGUCAGAUGGCCGAGAGGAUCGGAGAGGCAGCCCAUGCUCAUCAAGACGACGACGGAUGAGAGCAUGGGGCCCUUUCCCGGGUCACCGAUGCAAGGGGGAUCUCCACUGCCCAGUCCGACGGACAGGCGUGAGUGUGUCUGGAAGGGAGUUCUGCUUUUCCUGGGCUUGAUGUGGAGCGUUUGGAAUGCGAAAGAGCUGAGCCUGUGGGACCUGGUGACCAUGAGGGGGCUGAGACAGAUAGUCUUGAGAUCGAUGAAGAAGGUGGGGUACGUGUUCCUGCUAGGCGGCGUGCAUGAUAUCCUGCAUGAAAUUAAAUCAGAAAUUGAAGCUAAUUCAGUGAAUUCGGAGAAAUUGGAGAGUGAGCCGCCGGAACUGAUCCCGGGGCCCGCUACCCUGGAAUUCCCCUCGGCUGGACAUCAUGCAAGUGAGCGCUCUGCUAAGGACCGCCGCGGGGCCGCCGAGUAUUACGAUCUGGACCCUCCUGAUGAACUCCGGACGGCGCAGUCCCUUCCUGCCCCCCCGAACCCGGUGCGUGCCCGACGUGAUAGAGUUGCUCCAUAUGAGGCUGAUACGCCGCCCUGGGUCGGUGCAUUAGAAGGACGUAUUUUGGCGCAUUUGGAGCCCCUUAAGCAGGACGUCUCGGAUAUUAGUGCCAGACACACUGAAAUGCAUCGUGAACUUGCCCAAAUUGCUUCAGAUUUCAGGGCCCAGGAAAUCCGAGUUGACACGCAUGACGCUGUUAUUCGUGAGCAUACCACCUUGCAUGAGAAUACGGGUCAUCGACUGACGGCAUUGGAACGUGAAGUUCGGGAACUGCGUGCUGCUUCACGGUCCCCCACUCCUAACCGCAACCCUCGUAGUCCUGGCGAUCGCAGUCUCACCCCCCCCCGCGAAAGAGACGUGGAAGAAGAAUUACAGCUCGUCAUUGGUGGCUGGGAGGACUGCAAGAAAGACGAGGCUGUGGAGGAGGCUAAAGCCAUUUUUGAGGCAGUUCAGCUGCCCAAUGUUUGGCAAGAGAUUUGGUCGUCCUAUUCCCGUACUUCGCAUGUGCGGGUAAUUCUCUCAUUCCCUGAGCACUGCAAGAAGCUUCCCCAACAGCGAGCUUUUCAGACUGAGGUUCUAGAGAAACUUAAAAAGCGCAAGUGGUCCAGCAACAUCCCCGGCAAUGAAGGGCGCACCAUUUGGAUUCAGAGGCACCGUAACCCCGAGGACCGUGCUAAAAUUCGAGCUAUCGUAAGCGUCAAAGAGUUCAUCGACCAACUCACUUUCGGCAAUGGCCUUCGUAAAAGGCACGCAGAGAUUGACUGGAGGGGGAAACUUUUCGUCGAUAACACUAACAUCCUCGGUCAUCCCCAACAAGUUGACUUGAAGGACCACGACCUUCCUCUUACUGAUAGCCGUGGCAACCACUCGGGCUGGUUUAUCCAGGCUGAGAAGUUCUCGCGCGCCACAGGACAUCCCCCUGAGACCUGGAACUUGAGGGGCAAAUCCCUUGAUGAUGUUUCGGAUACCUGGGAUCUUCUGGGUGGUGAGGGAAUUCAGUUUUUUGCAUUUCAGGAUGUAUCCCUCCAUCCCAACUUGGAGAAAUACGAGAGGACGGCCACUGGCGCGCAUGCCAGACAACUGGGUCAGGCGAUUGUCAAAGCCCGCUCUAUUGCAAAGAAGGCGACGCAUGGAGGCUAUAUCAUGAGAGCGGGAGGUUUUGCCCUCAGCCUGUAUACCAGUUCUGUGGGUGAAGUCCCCAACGCCGAGCCCUUCCAGGUGGAGGAAGUGCAACGAAUCCUUGACACCACUAAGGUUGUCUUUCUCCCGAAAGUCAAACUCCCUGCUGCACCCAAGGCGAUCCAUCUUCCCUCCAAUGCUCUCUGGGCAACUGUCAGGGCUGCCCGGCGCUCAGCGUUCGAUACCUUGUUGCAUGAGGCGGUGGCCCGUUACCUCUGCCAAAUGGGAGGGCUCAAACAGGGGUCUGCAUAUUCAGCGGAGCUCUUCGCACGUGUGCUCGACUUUUACUUGGCCCCCUUGUUCCGUACCUGGCAGGCUCUUUUUCCUACUUGGAUCAAGGAUAAGCGAGGAGUCUCCCUUCACGCGAUCGUGUAUGCAGACGAUAUGGUGUUGCUAGCCAGCUCCCGAGAGCAUUUGGUUGACAUGAUCAGCCAGGUCAAGCAGACCUUGGCAUCGAUAGGUCUCGAUCCUACACCCCUUAUUGUACCGGGGGCCCGACAAGAGGAACACAUCAAGCACCAACUUUCCUUCCUCUUCCUGGGAGUCUUGGUGAGGAACAUGUUGGACAUUUUGCAAACGAGCUUAGUGACCUCCAUGCUGAAACCGGCCUUUGACCCAUUGUACACCGAAUUCGAUCGUCGACCAAUUCAGAAAGUUGCAGGAUUUCGAGACUUUGACUGGCUGCAGGCCCGGGAUAGAGAGGAUUGGAAGCUUUUCACAGGAGAGUGGAUUGCUCUGCAAUUCCCACACCCCACGGGUUUUUUCGUUGAUCUGUCCAGCGUGGAGCUCUUGGGAAGAUCACUUCUUCAGGCCUGUUGCAGAAUUUCGUCAGACGGUAGUGCACAUAACUAUGAGGGUGGUGGAGGGCUUGCCAUCCUACCGCCUUAUGGGCGCAUCCCCGAAGAUCUGGUCAUGGUGUCGGUUCUAGCGGACGGAAUAAUCACGACGUCCAACAUUGCAGAAGUCUCUCAACUUAGGUUCGUAGCUUUUGGCAAGAUCGGGUCUAACUUUCGAAAGCGUCUCAUGCCGCAGUCUUCCUCUCGAGAGGGCAGCAUGCACUUCCAAGCAGGGGGGGGGCAGGGCGGACCCGAAAUGGAUUCCUGCCCCGCUACGAUACCCCGGUUGCGACCCUUGCUUCAUGGCUCGUCGUGCAGAGGGACGUCUUGGACUUUCACUGUGGAUCUAUCGGCACUUGACACAGACCAGCUGCUUGGCCUCUGGAUUCUGCUGAUUGUGCUGUGCGCGGUGGUCCUCCUUUUCCUUUGCAUGAGUGCAUGUGCAUGUCGCUAUGUAAUUAGAUGCAACCGCACACUUCGAAUUCUUGGAGAGGAAGUUGUUUCCCUUCGCUCUGCAGCAACACGCCUGGACACACCUGUUCUGAUCGAAGGGCCAGGUAUUUUUCCUGAGCGUUUGAUUGAGGAGGUCUCCAAAACGGGGGCUAGACUGUGGAGCAGAUCUAGGGACACGCAGGCCAUGCUGCUCCGUGUCCAAGACAGCUUGGAACACCGCCUACGAGCGGUGAACAGGACUAUGGACAAACUCAUAGACGCAGUCCUAGAUCUGGAGCCUAUGACCGAGUCUCUUCAUGACUCAGUCAACAAGGUUUUUGAUGUGCUGGAUGAUAUUUUCAAGAAGGAGGAAGCAAUCUUUGCGUCGCAUACCUCGCAGUCUAUAGCUGCGUGUGACCGUUUAUGGGUCGCUGUCAAGGAUCAUGUGGAUAAGGCUGAGAAGAGGCACGCAGCAUGCAUGCGCACCUUUCAGGGCCUUCAAGGGAGUGUCACAUCCUUAUUCUCCCAGAAUGUCCAGAUUUUGGGGAGCAUGGAGUCCAAGAUCCUCCCAGUGGUCCAGAGACAUGAAAAACUUCUGGCUAAAGCCAUGUCCGAGCUGAAGAAGAUCAGGCAACUUCUUGCAGAGAAGUCUGGCGAUGGUGGCUCGGAACCUGAAGUUGCCUCCCCAACAUGUACAGAGAAGGAAGCUGAGGAGGUUGUCGCUGCAUUCGUUCGGCCCUUCUUGCCCACUCGGGCUCAGAUGGUGGUGCAUGGGGCCUUGACGUUCUUCGUUUUGCUUCUCUGCAUGCUCCUCUAUAGCCGAUGGGCGCGCUCGCAGGACGAGAAAUAUGUUGGGCUCCUUCGACGCUUGGUGAAGGAAGGCCUCAACGACUCCAUGGACGCCCUCCAGCAAAAGAUGAUGACUGCGAUGGAAGAUCGCCUCGGCGCCCUGGAGAAAAGCAUGGAGGAGAAUGCCCAGGAACUUGGACAGAACCUGGAAGAGCGCCUACGUGAAAAGCUCCCUUUGGUGUGGGGGCCCAGUCUGGACUCGUCGAGGGACAGCACUUGCAAGCAAAUUAAGAAUUCGAUGCAAGAAUGCCUGGAUCUUUUCCAGGGAUCGUUGCAAUCCUGGAUGGUCAGCGAAAUUCAAUCGCGCAGUGACUCCAUUAUUUCGGUCCUCGCCGGACUGCAAGCGGAGAUGACUGCGAUUGGAGACACCAACAGCCAGGAGCACGUGAAGGCAGUGACAGAUGGGUUGCAAGGAAUUCAGAAAGAUGUCCUGGCCACCCUGGAUGCGGUGAAAGAUGGCAAACUCAAUGAUGCCAAUGGGUUUCAAGGGAACACCGCUGGAAUCAAGCAAACCCAGGCGUUGAUCCAGUCUCUUCGCUCGGAAGUCCUGCCCCAGCUGCAGCAGCUGGUUUCCAACGUCGUGCCGCUACAGCAGCUCGACAGGCUGGAAACAGGUGUGGACCAGGCCAACAACAUCGUCUGGGAUCACACCAAUGCGCACAAGUCCCACGACAGCAAGUUGGGUGACCUGGCGGAUGCCAGUGAGAGAGUGCAACAGGUCUUGUUGAAGCUGCAGGGCCAGCUGGACAAGAUCAUUGGGCGUUUGACGCCACCGAUGCCGCAAAAAGCUCCGCCGCCGGCGCUGCCCACGGGACUGGCGGGCAAAGACAAGGAUGAGACGGCGGCGUCCUCGUCUGCGACACCUGCAGCGGCUGCGGCACCUACUCCGCCGCCGCCCCAACCUGAGCCUCCGGUUCUGAACUUGCGCGAAGUACUCCCCUCUCGACAGAACCUAUCGCUUUUUGCGAACUUGCCUCCCAUGCAGGCAUCUCUACCCUUGAGGUGGGGACCUCCUGCCAUGCAAACGGAUCCCCGAGCACAGGAGGCCUUGCAUUAUCUGGUGCAGGCCUUCGGCUUUAAUCCCAUGAACAUGCAGCAGUGA
Messenger RNA from Symbiodinium necroappetens, 6087 nucleotides. The record is from the annotation of a GenBank genome assembly. Lineage: Eukaryota; Dinophyceae; Suessiales; Symbiodiniaceae.